AUGGAUGGCCAGUCCCAUGGAUACCCGCUGAGGCCCUACCUCUUCACGCUCUACCUGGUGGAUGUGCCAGCCAAUCGAGGCCUCUACAACCAAGUGCAUUGCAAGAUGUGCAUGAUCAUUAAGCAGGCCUUUGGGCAGCUGAAGAGGCGAUUCCACUGCCUCCACCACACGGGGGGUUACCGGGCGAUGCAGUCGGAGGGGUUUGGCUCUUGCCCGGGGCUGGGAAGUCCCGAGGUGGUCCCGAGAGACCUGGGCUCGGAACAGGGACCACCAAAGUAUGGUACUCCUUACUCCCAAUCCAGCCAGCCUCUUCACAAGGGUGCCAUGGUUGAUGGUAUCAAAUGUUGCUGCUCACAGCUCAAGCCUGGCAUUGUGGCUGUCUCAGAUGAGUCCCUCAGGCAGUGGGAUUGCUACAUUUCCUCAGACAUGCUGCCGCUUCAUUCUGACAUGGAGAAUUUCUUCCAGCCCAAUCUGAGCAUCAAGGCAGGCCGUGAUUAUGAUGCGGGCAGGCAGGGCAACGACAGGUCUGGUUGGUGCCCCUUCGACAUGAUUAGCCGCGCCCCUCGGGCCAGUUCUGACCCCUCCGAGAUCCGCGCCCCGCCCGCCCGGCCGCCCGCCCGCCCGCCCGCCUUGGCCCGCCUCACGGCAGCCCGGCCACCCACCCCCGGCCACGACCGGGAGGGAGGGCGGGGGGCUGCCGAGGGAGGCGCCCCCAGAGGGGAGGGGCCGCCCUCCUGGCCCGGGCGGGAAAGACGAAGGAAAUACGAGCAGCGCCUUCGCCUCAGGCCGCCGACGCCGCCCCCCCACCCCCCCGGCCGGGCCGAGGAUGCAGACGCCGAGGGUCGAGGGACGCCCCGGGCGGUGAGCGGCGGCGGCGGAGGGAGGGAGAAGCCGCGGGACAGUGCGCGUGUGGGGCUGGGCGGCUGGGCGGAGGGGGUCCGGCCCCCUUCCCUGGCCGUUAUUCACCACUCAUCUUCAAGCAGUGAUGAUGAAUUUGAAAAGUUUUUAUCAAGAAUGAAGACUCCCAAAUCUGCCACGUGUUGCACUCUGAGGGCAGAAAACAACAGUUUGAGUGACUCUGAGGACAACUUCUUCCGGCAUCUCACCAGUAAAAAAGUAUUUAGUGACAGCAGCAGUGAUGAGAAUUGUGUCUUUGGCAAACAUCCACCGAGGUCUCCAUGCCAGUCCGUCCAGAAGGGGAACCGGCGGGGUGUGCUCUCUGCCUCUUCACACGAGAAGCCUCUCACAUCCAGGGACAGGCCAAAGUCUUCUUCCCAAAGUGUGGAAGGAAGAGGUUCCACCACGGAGCGUAGUCAAGGCAAAGACCAGCGACUGAGGCCAAGUGUCGUGUUUGGCUGUGACAGCUCUGACGAUGAAGUUGAUAAUCUUAUUGCUGGUGUGAAGCAAAAAAUGGUCUUUCCUGCCGCCAAGAGCACUGAAGGCCAAACUGGCACCACUGGACAGAGAGGCUCCCAGUCUUCCUGUGAAAUCAUCCCAGCCGCUACAAAGAGUGAGGCUGCCUCCCUGGGACUGUCCCAAUCUCCCGUUCCUGUGCAGCAUCCCAAGAGACAGGUGCUGACUGAUGCAAUUCAGGUGCCCUGGAUGCCAGUGAGGAAUGCCUGCCAAGUCCAGGGCUGUUUCUUGCGAGAGCUUUCAGACCCCAAAUCCCAGACUGCCAAAGAGUUCCGAACCAAGAAGGAAGAGCUGACGCAGCGCCUCUACGCUUUCUAUAACAGCACGGUGUUUGAGCAAAAGUUGCCAGAAAGAAUGGAAGUCAGCUGGAAUAAGAAGAUGCGGAAAACGGCCGGGUGCUGUCUCACAGGGCAGCUGAAGGAACCCCACUUGGGGCAGCGGUACGCCCGGAUCAUGCUGUCAGAGAAAGUCUGUGACUCUGCAGAUAGGCUUCGGGACACUCUGAUCCACGAACUAUGCCACGCAGCUGCGUGGCUCAUCCACGGUGUUCAAGAUGGGCAUGGCCGAAUUUGGAGUUUAUACGCUAAAAAGUCUGCCUUGAUCCACCCAGAGCUGCCUGUGAUGUCACGGUGUCACAACUAUGAGAUUAAAUACAAGUUCACCUAUGAGUGUUCUCAGUGCCAAAACACGAUUGGCCGUCACUCCAAAUCCCUGGACACGCAGCGCUUUGUCUGUGCCCUGUGCCAGGGGCAGCUUGUGCUACGGCAUCCCACGCGGAAGGAUGGGACGCCCGCCAAAGCACCACUCACUCCCUUUGCAAAGUAUGUGAAAGAAAACUACGCUUCUGCUAAGCAGUCGCAGCAGGGGCUGAACCACGGGGCCAUCAUGAAGAAACUCAGUGCUGACUUUGCAUGUCGGCCGUAAC
Euleptes europaea (tarantolino) is the source of this 2338-nucleotide messenger RNA. RefSeq names its product germ cell nuclear acidic peptidase (gene GCNA). The record is from RefSeq and is a predicted model, not a curated record. Bases 1 to 2337 code for a protein of 778 amino acids. The transcript is spliced from 14 exons. NCBI's taxonomy places the organism in Eukaryota, Metazoa, Chordata, Lepidosauria, Squamata, Sphaerodactylidae. Gene Ontology annotation, cellular component: nucleus.